AUGGCGAAAGGCUCGGUGGUGGGGCAUUUAGCCAGGGAUCUGGGUCUUAAUGUCGGAGAUGUAUCGGCUCGGAAACUACGAGUUAGUGCGGAGAAGCAGCUCUUUACUGUGAGCGCGGUCAGCGGGGACUUGCUUGUCAGCGACCGGAUAGACCGAGAGCAGAUAUGCAGGAAAAGAGCGCUCUGUGAAUUACAGCUGGAAACUGUGGUAGACAAUCCCCUGAAUGUGUUUCACGUACAUAUCACCAUUCAGGACAUUAACGACAAUGCUCCACUUUUUAAGAAGAUUUAUAUCGAUUUAAAAAUUAAUGAAUUCGCUCUGCGGGGUGCUCGAUUUGCCCUGGAAUCGGCUCUGGAUCCUGAUGUUGGGAUCAAUUCCGUAGAUAAAUAUCAACUCAGCCCUAAUCCACACUUCUCCCUGGAGGUGAGGAAGAGUCCGAGCGGCAGUAAAUACCCCGAAUUAGUGUUGGAAAAUCUCCUGGACCGGGAGGAGAAGAGUUUUCAUCAUUUAGUGCUAACAGCUGUGGAUGGCGGAGAUCCGGUCCGCAGUGGCACCGCCCAGAUCCGGAUUAAUGUCACUGAUGCCAAUGACAACCCUCCCGUGUUCAGCCAGGAAGUGUACAAAAUCAGCCUAAGGGAGAGCCUGCCCCCGGGCUCCCCUGUGCUACGAGUAGAAGCCAGCGACCGGGACGAGGGUGUCAAUGCACAGAUCACCUUCUCCUUCAGGGGCAUCGAGGAUCCCUCGCGGCAGGCGUUCAACCUAGAUCCUAUUAGUGGAGAAAUUGUAACGGGCUGGUCACUGGAUUACGAAUCGGCAAAAGGAUACGAGUUGGACGUGGAAGCAUCGGAUGGGGGUGGUCUGACAGCCCAAUGUAAAGUAGUCAUCGAAAUUCUCGAUGAAAAUGACAACGCACCGGAAGUGACAUUCGCAUCUUCAUCCAGUUCUCUUCCCGAGGACUCUGAGCCCGGGACCGUGAUAGCCUUGAUUCGAAUCCGUGACCGGGACUCGGGAGAAAAUGGGGAUGUCACGUGUCAGUUACAAAACAAUGUUCCUUUCAAAAUCACUUCCUCCUCCAAGAAUUCUUACAAGUUGAUAACAGCCGGUGUCCUAGACAGAGAACAGACUGCCGAAUACAAUAUCACAGUCACAGCUACCGACAGGGGAAGCCCCCCUCUCACCACAUCCAAAACCAUAUCCCUGCUUGUUGCUGAUGUCAAUGACAACCCGCCUGUGUUCCCCCACACUACCUACGAGGCCUAUGUCCCCGAGAACAACCGACCCGGAGCCUCCAUCUACCGGGUCAGCGCCUCCGACCGAGACCUGGAUGACAACGCCCGCAUCUCCUAUUCCCUGCUGGACAGCUCCGAGUCCGAACUGCCGCUGUCCUCGUCCGUGUCCAUCAACUCUCACAGCGGGGACAUCUAUGCGCAGCGCUCCUUCGACUACGAGCAGUUCCGCGCCUUCGAGCUGCUGGUGCAGGCCCAGGACUCCGGCUCCCCACCGCUGCGGGCCAACGUGACCGUGCGCGUGUUCAUUGUGGACCAGAACGACAACGCCCCCCGCAUCCUCUACCCCUCCCUGGGGCCCGACGGCUCGGCCCUGUUCGACACGGUCCCUCGCUCGGCCGAGCCCGGCUACCUGGUCAGCAAGGUGGUGGCGGUGGACGCGGACUCGGGCCCCAACGCCUGGCUGGCCUACCACGUGCUGCAGGCCAGCGAUCCCGGGCUGUUCAGCCUGGGGCUCCGCACCGGAGAGAUCCGGACAGCGCGGGCUUUGGUCGAUGGCGACCCAGCCCGGCACCGCCUGGUCGUGGCCGUGCGGGACGGCGGCCAGCCGCCCCUCUCGUCCACCGUGGCUCUCCACCUGGUCUUCGCUGACAGCCUGCAGGAAGCCCUUCCCGAACUGGACGACCCCUCCUCCCCCACGUCCAGCCAGGCCGAUUUGCAGUUUUACCUGGUUUUGGCUUUGGCCUUAAUCUCAGUCUUAUUCCUCGUUACGGUCAUCCUGGCCAUCGCGAUGCGCUGCCGCCGCUCGUCGAAACCAGGAGUGUUCGGCUGUUUGCGGCCAGAUCUGUACUCCCAGGCGGCGGGGCCCAUCUUCCCCCCAAAUUAUGAAGAAGGAACGCUGCCGUAUUCAUAUCAGUUGUGCUUAACGUCGGACCGGACUAAAGGUGAAUUCACAUUCCUGAAUCCCAAUGGCCAUAGGGCUUUAGGUGGAGACAUUCGGCCGGAUCAUAUCUCUACUCUGGGACCUGAGGAGUCAGCUAAAAAUCUUGAAAACAUUCUGAACGACUCUGCUCUCUCUGCACAGAGUCUGCAGUUCUUGAUAGUGACGCUGGGCGACACUGUUGACCAAUCAGGGAGAGAAAUGCAGUGA
This is a messenger RNA of Tachyglossus aculeatus (Australian echidna), 2376 nucleotides long. RefSeq names its product protocadherin gamma-B7-like. The record is from RefSeq and is a predicted model, not a curated record. Gene Ontology annotation, cellular component: plasma membrane. Gene Ontology annotation, molecular function: calcium ion binding. The transcript has 2 exons. Gene Ontology annotation, biological process: homophilic cell-cell adhesion. Lineage: Eukaryota; Metazoa; Chordata; Mammalia; Monotremata; Tachyglossidae. Bases 1 to 2376 code for a protein of 791 amino acids.